UACUAUAUAUAUUUAAUUAUGUGAAAAAGAGGAUUAUAUUAAGGGCUAAAGAGCUUGAAUUUAAGAAAUGCAUGCAUUGGGGAAGCUCCAGAGUCUUGACACAUUAUCUUUUCUGAGUCGUGCUAUUGUGGGAUUGUAGCUUCGUGUCUGUCCGUUGUAGGUUGCGCUCAAGCCUUGGUUGUUACUUGAGGAGGUUUCGGCCUCCGCUGCUCCACCUCAUCGUUUGGUCCUCCCCGUCGGCAUUAUUCCUGCUCACUUUUUGGAGUGCCACCAACAAGCUUGGCGCAUCGUCAAGAAAUUCGUACUCUUCCUUCCCUUUACAGCCCGCUUUUAGCUUUUCUGUAGCCACUGAAACUAGCACAAUUGAUCUGUUAUCUGUUUUUUGAUUUCGUAGGCAAAGUGCUUUAUCUUAAAGAUUGAUAAUUGCAGUUUCAGGGACUAGGGAUUGCAACAAUAAUAAAUAAAUGAAAUGAAUAGAUAAAUUCUUAUCACACCUGCGUUUAAUCAAGAAGAUGUCAUUUUGUCAACUAUUUCUCUAGAAAAAAAUGAUUCAAUUUGAUGUUAUUCUUUUGAUGAGCAAUUUUGCUUGGCUAGAUGAAUCUUCAUUGAGGUAUAUUCAUCUGAGUGUGACUGUAGCUAUCUACAUUUUUUUUCCAACUCGAAUAUUUUCUUGGAGUUUGAUUGUGUAUUAUGGCUCAAACUAGUGAAAAAGACUUUGCUAUAUGUUAAAAAUUCACUCUUCUUUCUCCUGGAAAGCGUGUUGUAUUUGGUUUCCAGAACUAGUUAGUUGUUUCAUUAAACAUCAAACCAAAGCCGGCUUGAUGAUGUGUCUAUCAAUGUUAUGUGUUUUCUCAUUGACUAGAACACCUACUCCUAGAAUAAAUGAUAAUCAUAUUCAUGGAUGAUUGUAAGUAUGUAAUCACUUUUAAAUUGAAUUUUUAGAUAUUCCGAGGCUCAUAUGUUCUUUUGUUGAAAUGUUGGUUGGGAUCAGACAAGGCUCAUUCAUAGGAUUCCAUCUAUAUUAUUACUUCUGAAAGCAUUGCCAACUAGAAGAUAAACUUUCUUUAUCCCUAUUUGUUAUUAUUCUGUUAGGUUUAAAGGUGUGCUUAGUUUGGUGUUCAUUAUGUGUUUUUUUUUUUUUGUGAAUUCAAAGCAUUUAGAAACCUUUGCGGUUGCAAAAUUGUUUAGAAUCAAGAUUCUUCACUUUUAAGUGAAAGAACCCGUAGGAAAUAAGAAGAAUGUAACUAAACCUUUCUUCAUUAGUUUGCUUGGACAAUGCUUCCUUCAUUUAGUUUCAUCCAUUUUCCUUCUUUUUCCCUAAAGAAAACUAGACUGUGCCCUGGCUGCCUAAGCUUUGUCUUCAUAACAGUCACUUUGUUUUGGGGACCCUUCUUGAGAAGACAAAACACUUCAGCUCAACUUCCACUAGUCCACACCACCUCUCAUACAACCCCUCUGAUUUUAAUGACUCAACAGAUUUUGCUAGUUGGAAGGGAGGUUGUCUUUUACAACAAUGCUUGGAUGUUGAGCGGCCCUCUGCUAUAAUUGAAAUUUGAGCAGUGGUUCAUGCAUCUUUAUGCUGGCAUCAAAAGUUCACAGUGGGGCUGGAGCAGUAGCAGAACCUUCUGUCACAAUUAGGUCACCUCAAAGCUUGCAAGGAAGGCUUUUCAUUUCCUCUCUAGGGGACGAAGCACAUCAAUUCAGCUGCCCUCCUGCUAUGUCAAUCUGCGCCAUAUCUCAUGCAGCCCCUCUGAAGUCAACAAGCUUUGCAAUGUUCAAUUUGAUGGGCAGAUGACUCACUGGAGUUCGCUAGAUGGAAGAACGGUGGUGGUCUUUUCCAUCAGUCCUCAGACAUUGACCCCACUGCAAUAAUUGAAAUAGGAGCAGUGGUACAUGGAAACUGUAUGCUGGCAUCAGAUGUUCACAUUAGGUCUGGAACAGUAGUGGGGUCUUCUGUAUCUAUUGGGCAGUCAACGAAGGUAGGGUACAAUUCUGUGCUAACUAAUUGCUCUGUAGGCAACUUUUCAACAAUCCAUAAUGGCGUCUGUGUCGGUCAAGAUGGGUUUGGAUUUUUUGUUGAUGAGAAUGGGCACAUGGUGAAGAAGCCCCAAGAGCUGUUCGUAAGGAUUGCAGACCAUGUGGAGAUAGGCGCAAACACAUGCAUUGAUAGGGGCAGUUGGAGAGACACGGUAAUAGGAGAUCAUACCAAAAUAGAUAAUCUUGUUCAGAUAGGCCACAACGUAGUUAUUGGAAAGUGCUGUAUGCUCUGUGGACAAGUUGGCGUCGCUGGCUCCGUGACGAUAGGUGAUUAUGUCACUUUGGGAGGCAGAGUAGCCAUACGAGAUCAUGUGACCAUCGCUUCAAAGGUUAGACUUGCAGCAAAUAGCAGUGUUACAAAGGAUAUUACAGAGCCGGGUGACUAUGGCGGGUUUCCUGCUGUGCCUAUCCGCGAGUGGCGUAGACAAUUUGCUCGACUGCGUAGCACCUGCAAGUAAUCUACCGAGUCGAACAUCGACCAGACGAAACCCCUGUCGACAUUGCAUUUGAAUUAUUGGGUCCAAAGUUCAGAUUCUGUAUGCAUAGCUCAAUGAGAAUUUAUUAUCAAUUGAUAAAUAAAAUGAGGUAUAUUUGUUAUCAAUUCA
Molecule: messenger RNA, 2642 nt
Organism: Zingiber officinale
Lineage: Eukaryota; Viridiplantae; Streptophyta; Magnoliopsida; Zingiberales; Zingiberaceae
Product: probable UDP-3-O-acylglucosamine N-acyltransferase 2, mitochondrial
Exons: 12
Coding region: 1905-2495 (196 amino acids)
Biological process (GO): lipid A biosynthetic process
Source: RefSeq, a predicted model, not a curated record